Molecule: messenger RNA, 378 nt
Organism: Phacochoerus africanus (Common warthog)
Lineage: Eukaryota; Metazoa; Chordata; Mammalia; Artiodactyla; Suidae
Product: histone H4
Exons: 1
Coding region: 17-328 (103 amino acids)
Biological process (GO): nucleosome assembly
Cellular component (GO): nucleosome
Molecular function (GO): protein heterodimerization activity; DNA binding; structural constituent of chromatin
Source: RefSeq, a predicted model, not a curated record
UUUGUGAUAUUUUGAAAUGUCUGGUCGCGGCAAAGGCGGGAAGGGCCUGGGCAAAGGGGGCGCCAAGCGCCACCGCAAGGUGCUGCGGGACAACAUCCAGGGCAUCACCAAGCCGGCCAUCCGGCGCCUGGCCCGGCGCGGCGGCGUCAAGCGCAUCUCCGGCCUCAUCUACGAGGAGACCCGCGGGGUGCUGAAGGUGUUCCUGGAGAACGUGAUCCGGGACGCCGUCACCUACACCGAGCACGCCAAGCGCAAGACCGUCACCGCCAUGGACGUGGUCUACGCGCUCAAGCGCCAAGGGCGCACCCUCUACGGCUUCGGCGGCUGAGUGCUCGCGGCCUCCUUUCUCUGCACAAAGGCCCUUUUCAGGGCCCCCCA